AUGAAGCCUCGCCGUGGAAGGUGUGUCCGGCCAUCGGUGCCGGAGAAUGAACCGAAGCAUUUUAUGAAAGCCAUACUUCCUUCACCCAUUCAUGCAAAACAAAUUAGAAUUCCAGACGAAUUUAUAACAAGAUUUGGAAAUGAACUCAAGAAUGUUGCUACAAUCGCUGUUCCUGAUGGUUGUGUUUGGGAAAUGGAACUGAAGAAAUGCGACGAACAUGUUUUCUUUUGCAACAGAUGGCAAGAGUUCGUCGAAUACUAUUCUAUAGGAUAUGGUUUCUAUCUGUCUUUCAAAUAUGAAGGGAAUUCAAAUUUUAGUGUUAUUAUAUUUGAUGCAACUUCUGUUGAAAUUUGCUAUCCUUUCAAAACUCCAAGUACUAAUGAAGAACCAAACACAAAGUAUCAUAAUCCUAGGAAAAGGUCCAAGGUUGAAACAAGUGAGAGUUGUCGGGAAAAGGCCAAAAGCUUGUCUAAAGAUGCUUCCAAAAGAGCUAAGGAUGCUGCUAAUGUAUUCAACCCAAAUAAUCCAUAUUUUUGUUCCAAAGUCGCUAAGGGAAGAUGUGUGCAUGUUCCUUCUGAUUUUGCUUUCAAGUAUCUGAAGCUAAAUGUUCCUAUAAAACUCCAAAAUUCUCAUGGGGAGCAGCAGGAAGUUUUUUGCAUAGUGCCUGAUUCCAGAUCAUCAUCAAUGCGAAUAUCGAAAGGAUUUUCUAAAUUUCAAAGAAACAACAACCUGUCAAAUGGAGAUUAUUGUGGGUUUGAGCUGAUCAAGAAGAAGCCGGUUGUGCUAAAAGUCACGAUGUUUCGUGCGGUUGAUUAUCGCAAUUAA
This is a messenger RNA of Trifolium pratense (red clover), 825 nucleotides long. RefSeq names its product B3 domain-containing transcription factor VRN1-like. The transcript is spliced from 3 exons. NCBI's taxonomy places the organism in Eukaryota, Viridiplantae, Streptophyta, Magnoliopsida, Fabales, Fabaceae. Gene Ontology annotation, molecular function: DNA binding. Bases 1 to 825 code for a protein of 274 amino acids. The record is from RefSeq and is a predicted model, not a curated record.